ACUGUUGGUUUUGUUCUCGCGGGGUUUUUAACUCAUAAACAUGCAUGAUGAUGUCCAAUUUGUUGAUGUUUGAUUGUGAUGGUUUUUGUUCCGUUCUUUUUCUUUUUGUCGAAACAAGUGAUGUAUAAUCUACUCUCGUGUAGCCUACCGCCCUGUGUGUGUGUCACCGUGCGGGCAAGGGAAGAAUAGGUUGUGACGGAAAAGGAAAGCAGUACACAAGGCGGUUGCGAAUGCGAAUGCGAAUGACUCCGUUAUUUCCAGUAAUAGAUCGCAAUAUUGUGAAACAGACAGCACACACCUAAAUGUUUUCCAUCUAUUGUUUUCAAUGAUAUCGUUACGCAAUUUCCGAGUGGGUCGAUGGAAUGGAAUGGCGGUGUGUACCGUUACUGCAGUGAAGGCGGGGCUGCUGCUUUUUAUGUUGAGACGGCCAGUAACAAAUUACAACAAUGUUGUGGAGGGCCAGUCAGACUCUGACGAUGAGGACAAGCUACACAUAGUGGAGGAGGAGCCUGAUGGUGACAGCACGGUGCCAGACGACGCCUCAGUAGUAUUAACCCAGAACGGUACAGAGACGCACCGAGACACCUGGGAUGGAGUGAAGGAGGACUGUGGCUCUGAAGAGGAGGAUGAGGAGGAAGGGGAAGAGGGGGAGGAGGAGGAGGAGGAGGAGGGGGGCAAAGAUGCCCUGGUAGAGGAGAUGCUACAGCAGGGGGAUACAGCGGUCAUCUACCCCGAAGCUCCAGAGGACGAGCAGAAGAGCAUGGCUGAGAGAAGGGUCCCAGACGAGAAUGGCACGCCAGACGCUCUUUCCCAGCUCCUGACCUGCCCGUACUGCUCGCGGGGCUACAAGCGCUGCACCGCCCUGAAGGAGCACAUCAAGCUGCGCCACGAGAAGAGCGAGGACAACUUCAGCUGCUCCCAGUGCAGCUACACCUUUGCCUACCGCACACAGCUGGACCGUCAUAUGACCCAACACAAGACUCAACACAAGGAACCUGUACAGCGCCACAUGCCCCAAACCACGACAACAACAGGGGGGAAUAGGAAGUUCAUGUGUACAGAGUGUUCCAAGGCUUUUAAAUACAAGCACCACCUGAAGGAGCACCUACGUAUUCACAGCGGAGAGAAGCCAUACGAGUGCCUCAAUUGUAAGAAGAGGUUUUCCCACUCGGGGUCCUACAGCUCCCACAUCAGCAGUAAGAAGUGUGUUGGCAUGGUGCCUGUCAACGGUACCCCCCGACCAGUCAUGAAGGCCUCCCAGACCCCCAGCACCCAGAACCAGCUUUCCGGCACUGCCCCCGUAGCCCCUACCCGACUGCUCCUCCGGGGGGAGAAGACAGAUGGCAAGCCCCUUCAGGAGCAGCUCCCCGUCAACCAGAUCAAAUCAGAGCCGGUGGAAUAUGAGUACAAGCCGGUAGCGGUGGGGCCCAACGGGGCAGCAGGGACUAACGGGACGGUGUUUACCGGUGGCAUGGCCGUAUCCCAGGGCACGGCGCUGCCACAGGGCAUGGUCCAAGCGGUGGUACUGCCCACCGUUGGUUUGAUGUCUCCUAUCAGUAUUAAUCUCAGCGACCUGCAGAACGUACUCAAGGUGGCCAUGGAUGGGAACGUGUUUCGCCAGGUGCUGGGGACGGCCAACGGGCUGGUGACGUCCAAGCAGGGGGUGGUGGGGCAGGCUGGGCAGCAGGUCAUCUCAGCCAUCAGCCUCCCUGGCUUCGUGGACCAAGACGGAACCACCAAGAUCAUUAUUAACUACACCCUGGAGCCCAGCUUGGCCCAACAGCCCAGCGCGCCUCAGCUCCUCAAGAAGGAACCUCCCCCUGCCCCCACCACCACAAACACACAGCCAGCCUCCAAAGUAACAGAGAAACUCACCCAGGCCCUCAGCAUCAUCAAGACCGAGCAGCCCGACUCUGAGUCUGAGAAGGAGAUGGAGAAAGACGAGGCUCGGGCCGAGGCAGAGCAGAGUAAGGAGGGUGAAACACCAAAGGCCCAGACAGGCAAGACAACAUGUCUGCUGUGUGAUGACUGUCCUGGUGGUUUGGAUGCUUUGCACAUGCUCCAGCACUGUAAACCUACCAAUGGGGAGGGGGGCGACGGCAGCCCCCUAGACCCCUCUAUCGCCGCCCUGCUGGCAGAAGCAGGGAUAACACCAGGCCAGCCCCCUCUGAAGAACCUGCUCUCCCUCCUCAAGGCCUACUUUGCCUUAAACGCAGAGCCCACCGAGGAAGAGCUGGCCAAGAUCUCCGACAACGUCAGCUUGCCCGUGGACAUAGUCAAGAAAUGGUUUGAGAAGAUGCAGUCCGGUCAGACUACUGCCGAGCCCCCUGGUUCCUCUUCCCCUCUACCUUCAACAGGUCCUAGCACAGAGACCCAGGCGGCCCAAGAGAAGAACGGCGACCAGACAGAGGAGCAACUCGCCUCGGCCCAAACCCAGGAGACAUCGUCUUCCCAACCUCCCAACAGUUCCCCUGCCUCGACCUCCGCCUCCCCCUUGGUCUCAGCCUCGGCUCCCUCACCACUAAACCUCUCCUCCAGCGGCCAGGUCAUCGUGAAAACGGAGGAGGACUCGGAGGGCGAGUCUCAAGAUCUUCCCCUGGACCUGUCCCUGCCCAGGCAGCCCCAAUCAGAGCCCCAGGUCCCCCAUGUCCCCCAGGAGCAACCCCUCAACCUCACCUGUUUGAAGAAGGAAACGCCCCAGCUCCAGGCCCAGAUCCAGGCCCAGCUCCAGGCGCAGCUCCAACCCCAGCUCCAGGCCCAGCUCCAGGCCCAGCUCCCAGGGUUCCAAACCCAGCUCCAGGCUCAGGGAACCACCAACACCAUCUACGUCACUUCCCCAUCGCAGAUGGCCACCUCCAGCCCGGUUAAUAUCAUGACCACCCAGCUAGUAGCCAUCACCAACCAGGGCAGCGGCGUGCCCUGUCUCAGGGCCAUCUCCACUGGCACCACCAAACGGACUAUUCUCAUCCCCCAGCUGACCUACACAUACACCACUAAAGCAUGCAGCAACGCCACUGGGGCCGACGGGGCCCAGAAGACCGUCAUACUCAACGGCUGCCAGGAGGAGAAGGCUGACACCAGUUCGGAGAGCGUGUCGGCGGUCGAGGAGCAGAACGACUCGGACUCAGCCCCUCAGCAGAAGAAGAUGCGUCGGCUGGAGAGCGGCAUGUACGCCUGUGACCUGUGUGACAAGAUCUUCCAGAAGAGCAGCUCCCUGCUCAGGCAUAAAUACGAACACACAGGAAAACGUCCACACGAGUGUGGCAUCUGCAACAAAGCCUUCAAACACAAGCACCACUUGAUAGAGCACACGCGUCUGCACUCCGGAGAGAAGCCCUACCGGUGUGACAAGUGUGGCAAGUGUUUCUCCCACUCGGGCUCCUACUCCCAGCACAUGAACCACCGAUACUCAUACUGCAAGAAGGAGCCCCAAGGAGAUCAUCAGAUGGGGCGUCGGCUCAGGAUGACCCCCGAAACGAGCCCCCGAGCAGAGGAGCAGCAGUCAGACAGCCGGCCCACCUCCCCUCCCUCCCAACUGGACUCAGACGAGAGGGAGAGUGAGGAGGAGCUGGAGGAAGAGGAAGGAGAGGAGGAAGGCAUGGAAGCCAUGAGCAUGGACGACAUACGGGUGGUGCAGGUGGGCGAGGACGGCGAAGACGGUGAGAUCUACGAGGUGGAGGAGUUUGGAGAGGAGAGGCAAGAGGAGGAGGAAGAAGGGAGCAGAGAGGAGGAGGCACAGCAGGAAGAGGAGGAGGGACAGCAGGAAAAGGAGGAGGAAGGGAGGAGAGAGGAAGAGAAGUCUGUACAGCAGGAGCAGGUGUGUGAGGAAGAGGAGGAAGGGAGAAGAGGGGAGGAGGAGGAAGAAGGGAGGAGAGAGGAGUCUGUACAGCAGGAGCAGGUGUGUGAGGAAGAGGAGGAAGGGAGAAGAGAGGAGGAGGAGGAAGAAGGGAGGAGAGAGGAGGAGGCACACCAGGCGGAGGAGGAAUGGAGGAGAGAGGAAGAGAGCAGAGAGGAGUCUGUACAGCAGGAGAAGGAUGUGUAUGAGGAAGAGGAGGAGGAGGAGAUGGAGGUACAGGUGAUGGGAGAUGGGGAGGGGGAGGAAGGCGUGGCAGAGACGGAAACUGUGGUAACAGAGAAAGCUAAGGAAACAGAGGACAAAGAACCGCAUGUGGACAAGGAGAACAUUACAGAUACAUUAGAAAAUGGACAGAAAGAAACAGAGGAAAACAAGAUGAACAGUGAAUGAAAAAUACAUUUUGUGGUGAAAAUGUCAAAUAGCAGGACAGGAAAAUAUUGUCUUGUUGUCGAAGGAAGAAACAAAAGAAACAUGGCUGCCAUGUUGAUGCUGUGUUGUCGGUCCACUACUGUGUUCAAACCCAGGUGUGCCUGAACUAGACAAAAAAAUAAGUGACUUUUAUUUGUGGGGGGAAAAAUCAGUGUUACUUAGACCUUGUUUAUAGAAGUAUUAUACAUUUUAAAAGAAGGAAGAAAAAAAACACCCAUGGACAUUUGUUACUGAGAGUGAGACAUCCGAUCCUAGGUCAUUUCUGUUUGUCAGUGUUAUUACUAAUUUUGCAGCUCAUGUUUUAACCUUUUAACCUGUACAGUUGAAGACACAUUUCUAUACCUUUUUAUUGCCAAAUGACGGUGUUUGCUAAAAUCAGUAUUUUAUUGAGUUCUAAAAAAACAAAACAUCUGCACUACAGUAUUCCUGGUUAACCUAUGGAUAAAACAUGCCUCAUGAUGUGUUGUUCGCCCUUUAGUAUGAUUAUGUACACACUAGCUAUAGAUCUUCUUUAUGUUAGCUAACCUUAGCAUAGCAUUUUGUUUUAAGUUGGAUUGUCAGCCUUAAGAAGUAAAGAGGAUUCUGGGGUUUGGGUGGGAGGGGGGUUAGCCUGAGUGCCAGUCUUGUUUGUUCUAUCAUGUUAACUCCUUGUCACUCAUUGGCUUGCCAUGUUUGGCUUGUCAAGGACAGCAAUGGAAUUGGCGAGAGCACAAACAGAUCUGGGACCAGGCUAGGGGAGGGGUGAGAGGGUGGGGAUGAUGAUGUGGCAUCUGGCGCCAUAACCAAACUGUCCUAUCAGGGAAGGUGUCACAACUUCAAAUCCAGCAUUCUUACCAUGCUCCUCCUUUGGUCGCGUCCCAAUACCCUCUCCUUCCUGAAGUGUGCACUUGUUUACUACUCCCCUCAAAUUGAAAAGCAUUGGAUUGGUGUCGGCAUGGGCUAAACUGGAAGAAGUUUCCAUCAUAUUUUGUAUACCAGUCAUUUCCUUUCAAAUCCAUGAAGGGAAGAGAACAAGUGCACACGUUUGGAGAAAGGUUUGAUUAUUGGGACAUACCCCUUGUUUUAGGUUUGGUUAGUUGUUAAUCAAUGAUCAUCAGUGUUAUAGGGUAAUAUGAAGCAGGGGGGGGGGGCAGUUCUGCAUUGUACCCCCCCCCCCCCCCCCCCCCCCCCC
Salvelinus fontinalis (brook trout) is the source of this 5456-nucleotide messenger RNA. Its product is annotated as zinc finger E-box-binding homeobox 1-like. The coding region runs from base 326 to 4246 and encodes 1306 amino acids. The transcript has 9 exons. Gene Ontology annotation, molecular function: RNA polymerase II cis-regulatory region sequence-specific DNA binding; DNA-binding transcription factor activity, RNA polymerase II-specific. Lineage: Eukaryota; Metazoa; Chordata; Actinopteri; Salmoniformes; Salmonidae. Gene Ontology annotation, biological process: anatomical structure development; regulation of transcription by RNA polymerase II. The record is from RefSeq and is a predicted model, not a curated record.